Molecule: messenger RNA, 270 nt
Organism: Rodentolepis nana
Lineage: Eukaryota; Metazoa; Platyhelminthes; Cestoda; Cyclophyllidea; Hymenolepididae
Source: the annotation of a GenBank genome assembly
AUGACCGACCGCACUAAGGACAUAGAAACGAUGCGUCGCACCUUUGAAAACCCAACAGAAUGGAGAGUACGUAAAGCGUUCCUGGAGAAAAACUAUAACGCUCUGGACAGAGAAAGGCUUAUAAUCCUCUCUAACUGCUUUAUAAACCACGAACUAUACGGUUGCGGCUAUCCAGAGAAGAUUAUGUCGGAGAUUAGAAAAUGGGGGGACGGAGUUAUCGAUAGUGUAUAUAUGGGUAAGGCGGAUUUUGCUGCUUUGCACAUAAAAUAA